Messenger RNA from Pistacia vera, 774 nucleotides. RefSeq names its product transcription factor bHLH82-like. Gene Ontology annotation, molecular function: protein dimerization activity; DNA-binding transcription factor activity. Gene Ontology annotation, biological process: regulation of DNA-templated transcription. The transcript has a single exon. Bases 1 to 774 code for a protein of 257 amino acids. NCBI's taxonomy places the organism in Eukaryota, Viridiplantae, Streptophyta, Magnoliopsida, Sapindales, Anacardiaceae. The record is from RefSeq and is a predicted model, not a curated record.
AUGGAUAUGAAUCAAACUCGGCUCGGAAAUCAUGUAUGGGAAGUUGAGAUGGCGAAUAUGGAAGAGCAAAUCCUCCAUGACCCGAUUUGCACCUUCAAUUCCCUCUUUCCGAGCUAUAACUUCCCUCUUCAAACGCCGCAAAUCGCUUCAUCGUCAGCAGCAAACCACCACUUGUCUUCUUCGAGUGUUUUCGCUGAACAGAUGCAACAACAACACAACAUGGAGGAAUUGCAACAACAGCAGGAAGAGGAAGAAGAAGAGCCGGAGGAGGAGCUCGGCGCCAUGAAAGAGAUGAUGUACAGGAUCGCGGCGAUGCAGCCAGUGGACAUCGAUCCGUCCACCAUCCGGAAGCCUAAAAGGCGAAACAUCCGCAUCAGCGACGACCCCCAGAGCGUGGCAGCGCGUCACCGACGAGAAAGAAUCAGCGAAAAGAUCAGAAUUUUGCAAAGGCUUGUCCCCGGAGGCACGAAAAUGGACACGGCGUCCAUGCUGGACGAGGCCAUCCGCUAUGUCAAGUUCCUCAAGAGGCAAAUCCGGUUACUCCAGUCGAAUAAUCAACAAAAACCAUCAACACAGACGCCAUGCCUCGUGGACCGGCAACUUUCACGCCCGAAAACGAUGACGAAUAAUCCUCUCGCUUCAUCAACCAUUGCAAUCUCACACGAUCAUCACCACCAGGGCCUGACGUUCCAAGCCAGGACAAACAAUUUGUGCUUUAACCACGAGGUAAUUAGCGAAAUAAUGAGCUUAAUUAGUGAAAAAACAACUGAUUAA